Messenger RNA from Larimichthys crocea (large yellow croaker), 1784 nucleotides. RefSeq names its product EGF-like-domain, multiple 7 (gene egfl7). The transcript is spliced from 9 exons. The record is from RefSeq and is a predicted model, not a curated record. Gene Ontology annotation, biological process: anatomical structure development. Gene Ontology annotation, molecular function: signaling receptor binding; calcium ion binding. Gene Ontology annotation, cellular component: extracellular region; cell surface. NCBI's taxonomy places the organism in Eukaryota, Metazoa, Chordata, Actinopteri, Sciaenidae. The coding region runs from base 377 to 1273 and encodes 298 amino acids.
CACUCACAGGGAGCACCAAGAACUUAAACCGAGAGGUUUUUUACUAUUUCAACCCUCAAAACUUUUAAAAAAGAAGUUGGCACCAUGGAAGACUCCUCUUAUCCACCGGUCCGGCGGCUCGUGCCCAUGGCGGCCGCUCAGCCUGCGCGCGCACACGCACCUGAUGACCCCAGACUGCGACGGUAGCCGGAGUCGUCCUCCUGGAGGAGAACGUACGCAUUCGGUGCAAGGAGGACUUUGGCUACGAUCCACGACGACUCCCCCCCUCCCCGGCCUCCCCUCCCUCCCCUUCGUCCUCCUCUCCUCUUCCCCUCCCGACUGGCACAAGAGAAGAGUGUGAGAGACCGAGCGAGGGAACGUGGGAAAGAGGGAGACGAUGUACCAAACGCUGCUUCUUUCCUCCUCCCUCUUCAUCCUUCACGUGAUGGGCACUCCGCAGUUCUUCGCUCAGCACGGGAGGAGGGUGUGCGGCCGAGACCUCCGUCACAGCGUUGUCACGGCAACGGAGUCGUACAUCCAGCCGGUGCACAAGCCCUACAUCACUCUGUGCCAGGGGCAUCGCCUCUGCAGCACAUACAAGACCGUGUACUCGGUGGCGUACCGGCAGGUGAGCAGAGCGGCGCCACCUUUGCAUUUCUACCCAGAGUGCUGCCCGGGCUGGCGUAGAUUUCACUCUCACAACUGCAACCAAGCCGUGUGUGGACAACCCUGUGUGAACGGAGGUACCUGCUUAAGACCCAACCAGUGUGCCUGUCCGCUAGGCUGGACGGGACACCAAUGCCAAACAGAUGUGGACGAGUGUAGCGAGCAGCAGCCGUGCGUCCAGGAGUGUGUGAACACAGCCGGCAGCUAUCGAUGCGCAUGCAGAGACGGUUUCAAGCUUGCCGGAGACGGCCGUUCCUGUCAAAGCCUUCCUUCUCCUCCACCUCCUCCACCUUCUCCUCCUGCUGCUGCCACUCCUCCCUCUCCCACCCAGACCAGCCAAGCAACAGUGGGUGGUCACACAGAUGCAGGUGGAAGGCUCGGUCUGGUGGAGAAUGUGACGGAGGAGGUACAGAGACUGAGGAACAGAGUAGAGCUCCUGGAAAAGAAGUUGCAGUUGGUGUUGGCCCCCUUCAGCAGCUUCUUCCCGCUGUCGCUGGACGAGGGCGUGUCGGAGAAAACCACCUUACUGUCCCACUCCUUCCAGCAGCUGGACCGCAUCGACUCCCUCAGCGAGCAGAUCGGCUUUCUGGAGGAGCGCCUCGGCACAUGUUCUUGCCAGGAGAAUUAGCCGGCCCAACAUUUCCAGACGUCUCCCGCAAAGUUAAUAAUGACACAAACAGACCUACCAGAGAUCGUACGCACCAAGAUGGCAGGCGUAAGAACGAGAUCACAGAAAGCAGAAACAGCUCUCAGCUCUUGUUAUGCCAUGACGCACAGAUCAUUUGUGAUUUUCACUAUUCCCCACGGCUUCUUUCACUUUUCUUGUUGGAUUACUGUCAGGUUUUUGAUUUUGGUUAACCUGUGGCAGGGUCACUUUGCAGCAUUACAUCAUCCCUUUAACAUCUGAAUCACACUCCACCUCCUGAGGGCCAAAGGUCAAAUUGGCCACUUUUGUUUCUGUGUUUGUUUUACAUCAGUGCAGCUGUGUCCUCCGUCUAAGCCCAAACUGUCCCGAGGCAGACACGGACAUCUGUAUUUAUCUAUUUAAAUUAUGAUUACUUUUAGUUAUGUCUCAGUGCUCCAAUAGACAUUUUUACCUAGUUUUGUAACGUUUUGUAAUAAAAAGUCUUAAUCAAAAA